This is a messenger RNA of Prunus armeniaca (apricot), 369 nucleotides long. NCBI's taxonomy places the organism in Eukaryota, Viridiplantae, Streptophyta, Magnoliopsida, Rosales, Rosaceae. The record is from the annotation of a GenBank genome assembly.
AUGACCCCCUCUGUCCCAAGACCCAUCUCUGGCAGUGUUCAUUUAACGGGGGAAGAGAAGGGAGCUUUGGUGUCUUUGUUGAAGGAAUUUCAAGAUGUAUUUGCUUGGAGCUACGAAGAGAUGCCUGGCCUUCAUCCAAAUUUGGUAAGUCAUAUGCUGAAUAUUGAGCUUGGUACAAAACUUGUUGUACAGCCAAGAAGGAAUUUUCGUCCUGAAAUUGAGAGGCAAAUCAAGGUGGAAAUUGAAAAACUGUUAGCUGCAGGAUUUGUCAAGCUAAUCAAACACCCGACAUGGCUAGCAAAUAUCGUGCCCGUGAAGAAGAAAACUGGGGUAAUGAGAAUAUGCACAGACUACCGUGAUCUCAAUUGA